Molecule: messenger RNA, 3396 nt
Organism: Rotaria sordida
Lineage: Eukaryota; Metazoa; Rotifera; Eurotatoria; Philodinida; Philodinidae
Source: the annotation of a GenBank genome assembly
AUGAAAAAGUUUCGCUUCUACAUUUAUCUAUAUUUUUUCAAAUUUCUAUCAUUUGUACGUGGAGCUCAUUUUUACGGUGGAUCAAUUUCAUGGGAAACUAUCUCAACAGACUUAACUAAUACUAGUACAGUUACUAUUGAAUUACAACAAACAUAUGCAUGGGCAAAUUACCUUUAUCCAUGUCUAUCCGCGUCUGGUCCUGCAAACGAUACACUCGUAUGUCUAACAGGUUGUACCACUAAUAUAACAAAUAUUUCUGUGCAAGGAACCUGUAUUUAUUAUGAUUUGACCUUAAAUGUAACCGUCUCCCAAGGCUUACAGUCAAUUACACUUCCAUUAGGUGCUCAGCAAGUAUUGGCCUAUCAAAGUGAUUCAUGGUUACCACUUGUUUCUGGAAUAAAUCCAGGAAGUUUAGUAACAUAUAUUAAUUUAGCAAUACGUAUUGACAAUGGAAUGAUUAAUUCAUCACCAGAGACAAGCAUGGCACCAUUGACCACUGUAUAUGUUAAUACACAACAAACACUUCGUAUACCAAUGACGGAUAUUGAUAGUGAUAUUAUUAAAUGUCGAUGGGCAAAUAGCACAGCCGUUGUUACUACUACAACUAUUGAUGAAUGUGGUGGUGUCUGUCAAGAUCUAUUAGGAGCUCAACUCUAUUCAUCAUCAAAUAUGGAUAAUAACUGUACACUUGUAUUCAAUACAAAUGUCACUGGUUAUUAUGUUAUAGCUAUACAAAUAGAAGAUUUUAUGCCAUCGGAUCCAAAUGGUAUAGCAUUAAGUUCUAUACCAUUACAAUUUCUUAUACGUAGUAUACAAAUCUCAUGUGAUAUCCCAACUAUUAUUGGAGAAUUGAACAAUGGUACUACUAUUUAUGUACUAGCUAAUAUCACAUUUUCUAUAGAAAUUUUUGCACAAGCACAGUGUAAUAAUUCAACGAUUAUUCGAUGUGAAACGAUUAGUUUACCAUCAGGUAAGGCAAAGACUUCAACAAUAGUUCAAGAAACUUCAAUACUUUAUUCAACUACAUUUACAUGGACACCUUCUUUUGAUCAAAUUGGAACAACAGAAUUGUAUUGUACAAUAGCAGUUGAUAGUAAUAAUUUACAAUCUUCACAAUAUUGUUUAACUUUUAUUGUUAUUGCACCAACAACAACGACAUCAACGAGUACAUCAUCAAGUUCAAGUUCAAGUUCAACAACAACAUCAACUGAUACUUCUACAAGUUCAACUUCAACAACAGCAUCGACUAGUACUUCUACAAGUUCAACUUCAAUUUCCACAACAGUAGAAGUUAUAACUCCUACUACAACAAUUGUUAAAGAAUCGUUGAAUGUCAAUCUAUUAAUUGGACUUAUUUUGAGUCUUGGUAUUCCAUUAUGUUUUCUUCUAAGUUUAUUGAGUUGUUGUUUUUUGUGUCCUCGAUGGUGUGCUCAAUCAUUUCGGAAUAAAAUUCUUCGAAAAUUUUGGCACGAGAAAGAAAUGGUUUGUCGGUCAAAUGAAAUGUCUGAUCGAUCACAAAUAUCAUUGACUAGACUAUUGAAAUCAAAUUCCGUUAGAGCAUCGGAAUCAAAUCGUCCGACAAAUACAAUAACGACACUGAUGUCUCCUAUUUCUCGUAAUGUAACACCGGCCCUAUUAUUUGUACGUGGUGCUCAUUUUUACGGUGGAUCAAUUACAUGGGAAGCUGUCUCGCCAGACUCAACAAAUAGUAGUACAGUAACAAUUACAUUAAAACAAACAUAUUCAUGGUUAAGUUCUCGUUAUUCUUGCCUAUCAGUAUCUGGUCCUAUAAACGAUACACUCAGUUGUCUAGCAGGUUGUGCCUCUAUUUCAACAAGUAUUUAUGUGAAAGGAGCCUGCAUUAGUAAUGAUGCUAGCUUAGGUGUAAUCGUCACUCAAAGUACACAGUCAAUUACACUUCCAUUAGGUGCUAAACAAGUAUUAGCCUAUCAAGGUAGUGCAUGGUUAACACUUGUCUCUGGAGCAGGUCAAUGGAGUGUAGCAACAUAUAUUAAUUUAGCAGUACGUACUGAUAAUGGACGAAUUAAUUCAUCACCAGAGACAAGCAUACCACCAUUGAUUACUGUACCUGUUAAUAAACAACAAGUGCUUCGUAUUCCAAUGAUAGAUAAUGAUAAUGAUAUUGUUAAAUGUCGAUGGGCAAGUAGUACAGUCGUUGUUGCAUCUACAACUAUUACUGAAUGUGGUGGUGUCUGUCAAGCUUUGACAGGAUUUCAACUCUAUUCAUCAUCAAAUCUUGAAAAUAAAUGUACACUUACAUUCACUCCAACCAGCGUUGGUUAUUAUGUUAUAGCUAUACAAAUAGAAGAUUUUAUGCCCUCCAAUCCAAAUGGUACAGUAUUAAGUUCUAUACCAUUACAAUUUCUUAUACGUAGUAUAUCAACUUCAUGUAAUUUACCAACUAUUAUUGGAGAACUAAAUAAUACUGCUACUAUUUAUGUACCAGCUAAUGUUCGAUUUUCUACAGAUGUUAUUGCACAAAUUGGCUGUAGUGGUACAACAAUUAAAGGAUUUACAACAAUUAGUCUACCAUCAGGUAAGGCAAGUACUACAACAGUCGUCAAAGAGAGUUCAAUACUUUAUUCAACUACAUUUACAUGGACACCUUCUUUUGAUCAAAUUGGAACAACAGAAUUAUAUUGUACAACGGCAGUCGAUAGUAGUAGUUUACAAUCAAUAGAAUAUUGUUUAAUUUUUGUUGUUAUUGCACCAACAACAACGACAUCAACGAGUACAUCAUCAAGUUCAAGUUCAAGUUCAACAACAACAUCAACUACUACUUCUACAAGUUCAACUUCAACAACAACAUCGAGCAGUACUUCUACAAGUACAAGUUCAACUUCAACUUCAACAACAACUACAACUCCUACUACAACAAUUGUUAAAGAAUCGUUGAGUUUGAAUUUAUUUCUUGGACUUAUUCUUGGUCUUGGUCUUCCAUUUUGUCUUCUUCUAAGUUUAUUAAGUUCGUGUUGUUGUUGUCCUCGAUGGUAUUCUCAAUCAUUUCGGGGUAAAAUUCGACGAAAAUUCUGGGAUGAAGAAGAACCUAUUUGUCAUGUAUGUCGUGUUCAAAAUACUAUGAAUAGAGACACACAAGAUUAUCGUCAAGAAUAUAUAAAUUCAGAUGCAGCACCUGAUCGAUCACAACCUUCAUCGAAUAGACCUUUAAGUUUAAAUUCAAUUACGUCAUUUAAAUUAAAUCCUCGAGCAAGUACAGUAACAACACUUCUGUCUCCUGUUUCUAGUAAAAUAGCACCAAUUGAUAAUACUUCAAAUGGACUACUUUUAUCUGAACGAACAUUGACAAGUAGAACAAGUACUUCUCAUCUAUUUAAAGCUUAUUCAGAACAACGUAACAGCAAAAACUAUGUCUAG